Molecule: messenger RNA, 2147 nt
Organism: Vitrella brassicaformis
Lineage: Eukaryota; Vitrellaceae
Source: the annotation of a GenBank genome assembly
CACACAUUAAUACAUGAAUCGCUCAGAACUCGAUGGCCGAAUGCCUCUUGCGCGACUUGUCACUCGAAACAACUCCGGUCCUUGUCCUCGCAAUGCCCAUCUUCCCCCGGGGCUCCUUGGCUUGCGUCAUGCCCUUGAGUCUCGAGACAUGGUGUCCCAUGGCUGCUGGGCCCAUCGUCGCACGCUUCUGGAUCAUCCCAUUAGGCGCCGUGACAUCCUCCGUCUCGUCCGCUUGUGGCUUGUGAGAUUCGAUAUAUUUAUCUAACUCCUCCUGAGACAGCUUCAGCCUCUUCUCGUCCAGCAAUCUUCUUGCCAAUUCCAUGUCCUUUGCCACUAUGCUAGCUGCAGCUUGGAUGACGGCAAAAGGCGGCAUUUCCUCCUCGACUGGUUCCACAGGAUCACUGUCCUUCUCUUCUGGUGGCACAACAGCCACUGGCGGAGGCUCAGGCGGAUCCAAGAAGUCCCCCGCCUUGUCUACAGUCAUGUCGGCUAGGGGAUCCUCUUCUUCAUCAUCGUCGUCGUAGCCGAUGGGCUCAUCGGAUGGCUGUGGCAGAGCCAGUGUCAUGUCUUCUGAUUCAUCCGCUGGACUGGCAUGCGCUCGCCUAGCGGUGUCUCUCUUGACUGAAGUCGCCCUUGGGGAAUCGCGUGGAGUCGACUUGUCGCGCGGCAUGUUCAUGAACUGGGUGGGCGAUGGAAUCUUCGGCAGCUGCGUCCAGUGGACCUUUAGAGGGGAGUCUGCCUGUGAGCGAAAGCGAGGCGAGCUGGCGUUGAAGGCCUUGUCGUGGUCCAGGCGCUUGCUUCCCCUCUUCUUCCUUUCGUCACUUCUUGCUGUAGCCGGCGUCAUCGGGUGAUAGGCCGCCAGCACAGUAGUGGACGGAGUGCUGCUUUUGAACGUGCUCCUGGUUGUGUAUGAGGGCCGUCUCGGCGGUGGCAAGAGGGCGAAAUCGGGCAAGUAGUCAGCCAGCUGGACCGUCCCUGAGCCCCUGCUCGACGGCUGCUGGAGAAGUGACGUGGGGCUUCUCGCAGCGCCAUGUGGUGGAGUGUUGACCUGGGCAUAUCCGGGUCCUCGUUGUAUCCAAGAAACCGGCUCUUCGGUCAACCCGUGUAUGGGCGAGUGAACAAGGACGCGGGCAUCGUAGUGUCGGACAUGCAGCAAUGUCGAGGGUGACAGCGGCCGCAUCUCUCGUCUGAAUAGCCGCCGCGAUGACACAGAGCGCCCUGCCCUGGUUUUCUGUCUUGUCGUCUCUCCCUCUCUAAUGUCAGCCGCUGGUGGUGGAGUGGCAUCAGUUGCCUCCUCUUGGUGCUCAUAAUCGUGCUCGGUGUGGCCAAGAGGCGGUGGAUCGUGUUCAAGGUCUCGAAAGGUGACGAAGUGCCAUGACGCCGACAGCUCCUGUUUAGGGAUGGCCAGCUCUCCUUUGUCCACCAUUCUGAGCCGGGCGUCGUAGCAAUCACCUGCCCGAAAACGUGUGUAGAAGGGCUCUAAUCCACCAGCCAGCAUUAGACAGAGGAUAAUUAAGAAGCCGUGUCUGAUGUUUCUGUGUGUACUGAGUGGGUGAUUGACCUUUGAGAGACUUGGGCCGUUCGGUGCUGAAGCGGUCAUAUGGAUAAGGCACCUGACCGGCCGGCAGCUUCUGCUGCGACAGAUCCACCCUGCACCAAGCACAAGCACAAGCAGAGCGCCAUAUGUGUCAGGGGAAGGCCCAUAAUCUCGGUCACCUUUCGGGAAGCAAAUCAGGGGAAACUCCACCAUGUUUUUCCGCUUCGUGCCUCCCUGUCGCUUCCUCGCACACAGAUGCAUGCUGGGAGGCUCGGCCUUUGGGCAGUUCGUUGCUUCCCACAGCUGGGGGAGGUUGAGCCUCUUCAAGCUCAGGUUGAACCUCUGGCCUCUGUUCAUUCUCUUCCACGGCACUCUCCGUCCGCACGGGCUCCUCGCCCGUCGCCUCUCCGCUGCUCUCGUCCUGCCAGUCACCGUUCUCCUCCUGCUGAACCCAUUCUUCAUCCUCUCCGCUCCCAUCGUCAUUCUUUGUGGCCGCCCCUGUCAGGUGGGCCUCUGCAACACCGAUGGCCUCCUCAACCACCACCUUGGAAAGCUCCGUUAUCGCAGGAUCUCGGAUGUCCUCCAUGGGUUUUGCAUGCACUUCAGUGGG